AUGGGAUCCAAAACAGAAUCCAUCUCUCUCGAAGAGACCAAUAAACACAGAGCCGCCCUCGGUCUCUCCCUCAUCGGUGUAGCACCCGAGGGCGGCGAAGGGGAAGGAGCAGAGGUCCCGGAGGAUAGGGAUGCUAUCGCUGAAGCCAAUUAUGCUCAGAGGAGGGAGGAUAUGGCCAGGGAAAAGAAGGAGAAGGAGACGAGGGAAAGGAUUGAAAAGGCCCGUAACAAGGCUGCGUACAACGCAAAGAUGAAAGGCUCUACUCUUUCUCAACCCUCCACCGACGACUCUCUCUCCGCCAAAGACUGGAUCAAGAAACAAAAGAAACGUGAAAAGCAACGUCAACAGCAGCUUGCCAAACAGCGGGAGCUUGACCAGGCUGAAGCGGAUAGGAUCGCUGAAGAGGGGUACGGGGAGGAAGACUUGAAGGGUCUGAAAGUGGGGCACGAGGCGGAAGAGUUUGAGGAGGGAGAGGAUGUGAUCCUGACCUUGAAAGAUAGCGGUAUCCUUGGAGGGGAAGAAGACGAGUUGCAGAACGUGAACCUUGCAGAGGACGCAAAGAUCAAGGCGGCGCGGGAGAGAAAGCGUAAAGCCCAAGCUGCCUAUACUGGAUACGAUGACGAGGAGUUUGAGGACGAGGGUCGUAUAGGCGAGCGAGGAAGCGUGCUGGCAAAGUACGACGAGGACUAUGCGAAUCUUGGAAAGGGCGGCGGCUUGAAGAGUGAGGGAUUCAGGUUGGGAGGCGCGGUGGUAGAGAAAAAGAUCAAGGCAGAUGAAGACGUGGAGAUGGGAUCUGCACCAGCGCAGAAGGUCAAGCUGAACCUCGACUAUGCCAAGGAGUUUGAGGUAUCCGACUAUGCAAAAGAGGGCGAUGCUGGCUUCAAGAAGCCGAAGAAGAAGAAGGCCAAGCGCUCUACCAGACGUGCGCAAGACGACGAGGAUGAAAUGGCAGUCGAUGGAGAGCCCACGUUCACAAGGCGGGUUGUGGAAGACGGACCGGAAAAUCUGGUCGACGACGACGACCUCCAAGCGGCCUUGGCGAGGACAAGACGUGCGAAUGCAAAGAAGAAACCGAGAGCCAAGCCGGAGGAUAUUGCUGCACAAAUUGCGCAACAGAGAGAAGAGGAAGACAGGAAGCCAAAAAUCGAGCAAGACGCAGAAGCUGAAUCCGGCCUCAUUACCUUGGAUGAUACUUCUGAAUUUGUUCGCAACGUCUCACUCGACUCUCGUGCUCUCCCCGUCAAGCGUGAACGCCUUUCUCCCGCGCCUUCUUCAACUCCUGCGCCUGCAGGCCCCUCCGAUACUGCUGCCGCAACUCAGGAGCGAGUCACCGUCAAGAUCGAGCGACCAGAAGAGGGGGAGCUGGAUGAGGAUGAGGAGAUGACCGAAGAAGACCAAGAGCUCGCCGAGAUGGCUGCGCGAGAAGGUUUGUCGCUGGAAGAAUAUCGCCAGAAAAUCGAUAACCAGAUGGUGGAAAUGGCCGCUCUCCAAGCAGCUCAGGCCGAAAAGGACAAGGAGAAUGAGCCCGAGCCGACUGUGGGCCAAGGUAUGGCCGGCGUCCUCGCAUUGCUCAAGCACCAGGGCGCUUUGAAGUCACGAACGGCUGAGGAUGAAGAGCGCGAAAAGGUUCAGAAGCAAAAGGACCUCUGGCUCGCCGAUUACAGGCGAAGAAUGGCUCAGCGAGAGCUGGAAAAGAUCAGGUCGAGAGGAGGUGACAAGGAUCAAGCGCAGAGAGAAUGGGAGAACAGGAUGAGGGAGCAGCAGGAGGCAAAGGACGCUCUUGAGAUCUACAGGAACUACAAGCCAGAUGUCCAAAUCAACUACCACGAUGAGUUUGGAAGACAGAUGACACCGAAAGAGGCUUGGAAGAGUCUCUCUCACAAAUUCCACGGCAAGACGUCUGGUCGUAUGAAGACUGAGAAACGACUCAAGAAGAUCGAAGAGGAGCGCAAGCAACUCUCUAUGAACUCGUCAGACACUCCAUUGGGGAUGACCAAUGCCUUCAACCGAAGGCAGCAGGCGACUGGCGAGGCGCAUAUGGUUCUGAGUGUCGGAAACAAGCAGUCAGUGCAGUCGAGUGGAAGCAAAAAGCGUUAG
This is a messenger RNA of Cryptococcus wingfieldii CBS 7118, 2097 nucleotides long. Its product is annotated as U4/U6.U5 tri-snRNP-associated protein 1. Bases 1 to 2097 code for a protein of 698 amino acids. Lineage: Eukaryota; Fungi; Basidiomycota; Tremellomycetes; Tremellales; Cryptococcaceae. The record is from RefSeq and is a predicted model, not a curated record. Gene Ontology annotation, biological process: mRNA cis splicing, via spliceosome; maturation of 5S rRNA. Gene Ontology annotation, cellular component: U4/U6 x U5 tri-snRNP complex. The transcript is spliced from 5 exons.